Molecule: messenger RNA, 840 nt
Organism: Elaeis guineensis (African oil palm)
Lineage: Eukaryota; Viridiplantae; Streptophyta; Magnoliopsida; Arecales; Arecaceae
Biological process (GO): P450-containing electron transport chain
Cellular component (GO): mitochondrion
Molecular function (GO): 2 iron, 2 sulfur cluster binding; electron transfer activity
Source: RefSeq, a predicted model, not a curated record
AAGAAAACCAUUUCUCUUUCUGCUACCAAUUAUACCCUCCCCUCACUCCCUUUACUACAGGACCAACCCCCCUCUUCCGAAUUCAAAACCAGUCCCCGGCUCUCCUCCGCCGCCUCGGUCGGGCCCUCGAAACCAAAGGCCUAGACAUGGCGAUCGCCGCUUUCCGUCGAAUUCCCCUGUACCUCUCGCAAUCCCCUACCUCGCUCUCCCUCCUCUCCAAUUCCCUCGCACGGCUGUGCUCCUCCGCCGCCCGCGCCGCCCCUUCCGCGUCCGCGAAGGUUGCCGACCGGAUCGUCACGCUAUUCGCCAUCGAGCUCGACGGCAAGAAGCGCGAGGUUGUGGGGCUCUCCGGCCAGACUCUCCUCCGGGCCCUGAUGAACGCCGGCCUCAUCGACCCGGCCUCUCACCGGUUGGAGGAGAUCGACGCCUGCUCCGCCGAGUGCGAGGUCCACAUCGCGCAGGAGUGGCUCGACAAGCUCCCGCCGCCGUCGUACGAAGAGAAAUACGUGCUUACGAGGGCCUCCAGGAACCGGGUCCUUAACAAGCAUGCGCGGCUCGGGUGCCAGGUCGUGCUCACGCCGGAGCUCCAAGGUAUGGUCGUCGCCAUCCCCGAGCCUAAGCCCUGGGAUACCCCGUAAUGGGGAAGAGGGUUGGUUAUCCCUAGGGCUAGGGCUCUAUUGUGUGGGAAAGUUGGGUUCUUUACUUGUGUUGGAUUCAGAGUAACAGCGAAUGCUACUUCUGUGUACAAUUUAAUCAUCUUUCGUGUUUUUGUUCAAUGAGAACCAUGUGAUGUGCUUUAAAUUCACUCCUUUUAUGCAAAUCUCCCCUGUUUAUAUAUAU